AUGAAGCAGCACUUUACUCACGAGAAAGGAAUUAUAAGAUACCCUCUGAGGACCCCGCAACAUGGCUAUAGUUUGAUUAGUUGUGAACUACGUGAUCAAGAAAUCUCAAGUUAUGAUUUUGAAAUGAAGGAGAUUAAUUUACUUUUAAAUUAUAAAAAAGUUUGCUUCCAGAAUAUGCAUUUAAAUGAAAUUGAUGAACAGAAGAAUUUUGAGUCUUUUGCUAAACAACAAGAGUUUAGAGGAAUGCAACAAUCUUAG
This is a messenger RNA of Echinococcus granulosus, 258 nucleotides long. RefSeq lists its product as hypothetical. NCBI's taxonomy places the organism in Eukaryota, Metazoa, Platyhelminthes, Cestoda, Cyclophyllidea, Taeniidae. The record is from RefSeq and is a predicted model, not a curated record. The coding region runs from base 1 to 258 and encodes 85 amino acids. The transcript is spliced from 3 exons.